AUGGCCGUGCCGCCCAAGUUUGCAGCCCACAAGCUGACCUUCGGCUCCCCCAAGCCCCUCGCAGAUGGCGUCCCCUCGCAACGCCACACCAUCGAGCUCUACCUCGACUACGUCUGCCCCUUCUCGGCGAAGCUGUUCAAGACCUUCUACCACGAGGUCAUCCCCGCCAUCCGCGCGAACCAGGCCUGGGCGUCCAACGUUGAGAUCAUCUUCCGCCAGCAAGUCCAGCCGUGGCACCCCUCGAGCACACUCGUCCAUGAGUCGGCCGUCGCUGUCAUCAAGGUCGCGCCGCAAAAGUUCUGGGAGUACAGCGACGCGCUCUUCAAAGCGCAGAAGGACUACUUCGACGAAAACGUCGUCAACGAGCCGCGCAACGACACCUACCGCAGGCUGGCCAAGCUCGCGGCCUCUGUGGGCAUUGACGGAGACAAGGUGCUGCAGCUGCUCCUCAUGUCGGAUAAGCCUCACGGCGACGGCGCACUGAACGCCGGCAACGGCGUGACAACCGACUUCAAGGUGCUCAUCAAGCUCGCGCGGUUGACGGGCGUGCACGUCAGCCCGACGGUGCUGUUGGACGGAUACCCGAGCAACGAGAUCAGCUCCGGGUGGACGCUGGACCAGUUGAAGGAAUGGCUGCAGAAGAACAUUGUUUGA
Messenger RNA from Colletotrichum graminicola M1.001, 654 nucleotides. RefSeq lists its product as uncharacterized. Bases 1 to 654 code for a protein of 217 amino acids. The record is from RefSeq and is a predicted model, not a curated record. The transcript has a single exon. NCBI's taxonomy places the organism in Eukaryota, Fungi, Ascomycota, Sordariomycetes, Glomerellales, Glomerellaceae.